AUGACUUCCAGAGCGACCCCCAAUUCGUACAUUUACGAGAUUCCGUCAGAGGAAACGCUGAACGAUGACGUGUCCACGGAGCCUAAUGUCCAAAAGAAUCCAUUUCUGGAAACUUUGCAUAGAAGAUUGGAUCAGAUGAUGGAAGCGGAAGGAGAAGUCGAGGAGAAGAACGACUUUUCGGAUUCGGAUGACGGCGACAGUAGUGACGAUGAGUUCUUGCAGGAGAUGAACGGUGACCAGGAGCAGGACCUACAACCAUCAACAGAGUAG
Messenger RNA from Caenorhabditis remanei, 270 nucleotides. RefSeq lists its product as uncharacterized. The record is from RefSeq and is a predicted model, not a curated record. The transcript has 2 exons. The coding region runs from base 1 to 270 and encodes 89 amino acids. NCBI's taxonomy places the organism in Eukaryota, Metazoa, Nematoda, Chromadorea, Rhabditida, Rhabditidae.